Messenger RNA from Arabidopsis thaliana (thale cress), 1560 nucleotides. RefSeq names its product HXXXD-type acyl-transferase family protein. The record is from RefSeq and is marked reviewed. The transcript has a single exon. Gene Ontology annotation, molecular function: acyltransferase activity, transferring groups other than amino-acyl groups. The coding region runs from base 28 to 1404 and encodes 458 amino acids. Lineage: Eukaryota; Viridiplantae; Streptophyta; Magnoliopsida; Brassicales; Brassicaceae.
GAUUGUUGAGCUACAUACUCAUCAUCAAUGGCGCUAAAGGUAACCAAGAUCUCCCAAGUCAGCCCAGCAAGUAACUCGUCCAAUGACUCAGCCAACUCGAUGGUUCUUCCACUGACGUUCUUCGACUUACGUUGGUUACAAUUCCAUCCCACCGAAAGAGUUAUCUUCUACAAACUCAUCAAAGACUCAUCUCUUGAGUCCUUCCUCUCCGUGAUCCUCCCCAAACUUGAGCUCUCUCUCUCCAUCGUCCUUCGUCACUACCUCCCGCUCGCUGGCCGCCUCACAUGGAGCUCACAAGAUCCUAAACCUAGCAUCAUCGUCUCUCCGAACGACUAUGUUUCCUUGACUGUCGCGGAGAGUGAUGCUGAUUUCUCCCGUAUCUCCGGUAAAGGGAUACGUCCCGAAUCGGAGAUACGCUCUUUGGUGCCCGAGUUAUCGCUUUCUUGUGACUCACCUUCGGUUCUUUCUUUGCAAGUCACUUUGUUCCCCAACCAAGGGUUUUGUAUUGGUAUCGCUUCUCAUCAUUCUGUUAUGGACGGGAAAACAGUGGUUAGGUUUAUAAAAUCAUGGGCUCACAUUUGUAAACAUGGAGCCAUGGAUUUACCGGAGGAUUUGACUCCGGUUUUAGAUCGUACGGUUAUCAAUGUCCCUGCAAGUCUUGAUGCAAAAAUCAUUGAACUUUUGUCAUAUUUCUCAGAAGUGAAAGAUAGUUUCAGAUCAUUGAAGCUGCUUCCUCCCAAGGAGAUCAGCCCCGACCUAGUACGGAUCUCGCUCGAGUUGACUCGAGAGAAUAUAGAGAAACUUAGGGAGCAAGCCAAGAGGGAGUCAGCUCGCUCUCAUCAUGAGCUUCACUUGUCAACGUUCGUUGUUGCCAACGCGUAUCUUUGGACAUGCUUGGUAAAGACGCGUGGAGGAGAUGAGAACAGACCGGUCCGUUUCAUGUAUGCUGCUGAUUUCAGGAACCGGUUAGAUCCACCGGUUCCUGAGAUGUAUUUCGGGAACUGCGUGUUCCCGAUAGGUUGCUUUGGUUACAAGGCGAAUGUGUUUUUGGGAGAAGAUGGGUUUGUUAAUAUGGUCGAAAUUCUAAGUGAUUCGGUUAGAAGUAUUGGUUUACGAAAGUUGGAAACAAUUUGCGAAUUGUACAUUAAUGGAACAAAGAGUGUGAAACCAGGUACACAGAUUGGAUCCAUUGCCGGUUCGAACCAGUUUGGGCUAUACGGGUCAGAUUUCGGGUGGGGAAAACCAUGUAACAGUGAGAUUGCGUCCAUUGACCGAAACGAGGCGUUUUCGAUGUCGGAGAGGAGGGAUGAACCCGGAGGUGUGGAGAUCGGCUUGUGUUUGAAGAAAUGUGAGAUGGACAUAUUUAUUUAUCUGUUUCAAAAUGGUUUAGAAAUGGUUCUUUAGGGUCUUUGAUUCUAAUGUUUGUAAGAUGUAAUUUUUUUUUUCCUUUUUGUGUGGUUUAUGGAAAUGUUUUGUGUAUCAUCCGAACCUAUCUCUAAUCAUGAACCACACUGGUUUAAGUAUAGAAGCAUUUAUGGAUUGAGGAUCUCGGUUUGUUCU